AUGCCGUCAUUCGCGCAAAAGCACCAGUUUAUUCUACCGCAUCCACCUGCGCCAACGGUGUCGCUGUCGAGCCAGCUCAGCCCUCAGAAAAGGCGUCUGUCCAGCAUCAACGAUUCACCCUCGCCAGAUGCUGCACUCGCCACCAGUGAACAGCCCUUGAAGCGGGCCAAGCUGGAGAGCAGCAGCCCCCCUGUCGCUGACCUGCCUCCCCGCGAUGCUGCUGUAGUUACACCCGCGACUGCGACGCCUGCGCCUACUGCUUCUCCCGCGGUCACUAACGACUUGGAAGACGCUCGCGAUGCCAUUCAGUACCAGUUUGGUCUGGAGAUUCUGCUCAAGCAUAACGAGCUGAGGCUAAUCAACCAAGAGCUGGCGAAAUGCCAGGUCGCUCUCGAGCAACUACGCCGCUGCCAUCUCAUUCCUUAUCCUACCACCUGCCCCACCCCGGCGCAGAUGCUGGAUAUCAGCAACGGGAAAGGUCCAGCUUUGCAGAACCGCCGUGGAGACACUGUCCCUCAAUGGGCUCCGCCUUUUGGAGUUGUCGAUGGCCCCUACGCUCGACACUAUGCCAAGUGGCUCAUUCCCCAUCCCAAGUUUGAUGGCAUGCAGCCUGAGUGGUAUCCCGUACAUGAGACUGCCCGUAGCAGAGGCUCAGUAGAGGGACGGACAACGAGAAACAGCAUGUCUGAACUCGCCAGCGCACAUAAGAACCGCCCAGCCCGGGGUCUUGGUGGCCAAAAGCUGCAGUCUCUGUCCAGUGGCUACCCUCAGCCUAAGGAGAAGGCUGGACCUUGUGUUCUGAAGCGCUCCGACGGCCAGACUGUAAAGCUUGUCUGCUUGGACUGCAACCGAGAGAACUUCAGCAGCACCCAGGGUUUCAUCAACCACUGCCGAAUCGCUCACAGGCGAGACUUCAAGAGCCAUGAAGAGGCGGCCGUCCACUGCGGCCAUCCCAUUGAGGUGAGCGAAGGCGGCGGCGCCACCGGAGAGGAUAAGGCACCUGUUCCGUCGCCCGCUAUCGCGUCUGGCCUUGUCCAUCCGCUCGCUCAGGCCGACAUGUCCACUCAGCAGGCGUAUGUCGCGUUGCGGUCCAGGAUCGCAGAUUCCCUCAAGAUGUAUCGUGAAGGCAAGCUGCCUGGCGUUGCAAGCAUUCCCAGCGGAUGUUCAAAGGUUGAGCUGGCGAAGCCCGCCACACAGCAGCCCGAGAACUUCGUCGCUUCGGCCGACACCCCGUUCCUUUCGCGACUCAUGCAGAGCAGAAACUUCAACGGCAAUCUCAAUGAUAUUGUCAGCGAUGCCAAGGAGAAGGUGCCGUUGGACGACUUCACAUCACAGGGAGACGAUUCGGAAGAGGCCGAGACCGGUCCCGGCAGUCCUCAGAGUACUGCCGCACCAGCUGCUCGGGUUCCCGCCACUGCCAUGCGUAUGCCAGCAAGAGCACCAAUGUCGCCUGCUGCCCUGGCAUCGGCGAGACCAACCAGCAGCAAGGGCAGAUCGCCCCAGACAGGCUUCGCCUCCCCGCCCAUGAGCAGUCCUGACAAGGAUGAUGGACACAGAAUGAUGAUGCUCCGUGACGAGGACGUCGACAUGGACGCUGACCUCAGCCCGAACACCAUGGUCAGUAACAACGCGCCCUCGCUGGUGAGCGAUGAUGGCGAGUACGACGAUUCAGACGAUGGGUCGUCAGAAUCAGGUGUCAGCGAUCGGAUGGACGCCGACUCGGUGUCUGAUGUUGCUGAAAUUACCCUCGAUGAGGAUCAUGACGGCCGUCCGCUCGCCCAUCACCGGGAGACUAGCAGCGUUGGCUCCGGCGCCGCCAUGCGUCUCAAGAAGGACGAAAACAAGCACGUCACUUUCGUUGGUCCUGUUCACGAGAGCGCAAAGCGGGCCCGAAAAGUUUAG
Messenger RNA from Colletotrichum higginsianum IMI 349063, 1902 nucleotides. RefSeq lists its product as uncharacterized. The coding region runs from base 1 to 1902 and encodes 633 amino acids. NCBI's taxonomy places the organism in Eukaryota, Fungi, Ascomycota, Sordariomycetes, Glomerellales, Glomerellaceae. The record is from RefSeq and is a predicted model, not a curated record. The transcript has a single exon.